Molecule: messenger RNA, 1876 nt
Organism: Cyprinus carpio (common carp)
Lineage: Eukaryota; Metazoa; Chordata; Actinopteri; Cypriniformes; Cyprinidae
Gene: stx3b
Product: syntaxin 3b
Biological process (GO): exocytic insertion of neurotransmitter receptor to postsynaptic membrane; intracellular protein transport; synaptic vesicle fusion to presynaptic active zone membrane
Cellular component (GO): presynaptic active zone membrane; SNARE complex; synaptic vesicle
Molecular function (GO): SNARE binding; SNAP receptor activity
Source: RefSeq, a predicted model, not a curated record
GAGAGAGAGAGAGAGCAUGCGUCAAAGAGAAGCGAUUAUAACGAGAAAAGAGAGGGAGAGGGAGGAAGGCAGAUUAAGCAGACUGAACGCGAGUGUUGUUUUAAUCCUCUGAGCGGAUAGAUUUAGAGGAAAAAAGCUCCUGGUUUGGAGAAGAGCAGCCAUAUUGCAUGGACCUUCGGUGGAAUAAUAACACGCCUCACCGGAGUUCAGCAGCCCGACUGACGCUACCCUCACCCCUUCCCGAUUCACUUGACUUUCUUCUAUUUAUUAUUUAUUUAUUUUAUUUUUAAGAUAGUGUUAACCAGCAGACUUGAAGAUGAAGGACCGACUGGAGCAACUAAAAGCGACAUGCGAUCAUGAUGAUGAGGAUGUUGAGAUCGCCGUGGACAACGCUGCCUUUAUGGAUGAGUUCUUCUCUCAGAUUGAAGACAUCAGGAACAGCAUUGAUAAGAUCGACGUGAAUGUGGCUGAAGUGAAGAAACUUUACUCGGUUAUUCUUUCUGCACCAACAUCAGACCAGAAAACGCAGGAUGAUUUGGAGGCGCUUACUAACGAUAUCAAGAAAAUGGCCAACAAUGCUCGUAACAAACUGAAGACUAUUGAAAUUGAUAUGGAUAUGGAGGUGGAGGAAAGAGUAUCGGCUGACAUGAGAAUACGCAAAUCACAGCACGCUGUACUUUCCAGGAAGUUUGUUGAUGUGAUGACCAAAUACAAUGAAGCUCAGGUUGACUUCAGAGAGAAAAGCAAAGGUCGCAUUCAGAGACAAUUAGAGAUCACUGGUAAAGCCACAACUGAUGAGGAGCUGGAGGAGAUGCUGGAGGGAGGAAACGCAGCUGUUUUCACAGCAGGGAUUGUGGAUUCAGGGAUCUCCAAACAAGCGCUGAGUGAGAUUGAAGCACGUCACAAAGACAUUGUGCGUCUGGAGAGCAGCAUAAAGGAGCUGCAUGACAUGUUUGUGGACAUCGCCAUGCUGGUGGAGAGCCAGGGCAACAUGGUUGAUAACAUUGAGGUGAAUGUAGGUAAAGCAGUCGAUCACGUUGAAGCGGCAAAGACUGAAACCAAGAAAGCAGUCAGGUAUCAGAGUAAAGCCCGGAAGAAAAUUAUUAUUAUAGUGUCUGUGGUUUUGGCAGUUUUGGCAGUUAUUGCUUUGAUAGUGGGUUUAUCCGUAGGUCUGAGAUAAAGGCUCUGAAAAGAUCAUACUGGUUGUGAUUGGUGUUGUGGUGCUCAUCAUCAUCAUCCUCAUCGUCGUCCUCACACAGGUUCUAAAAUAACCUCUGUGGCUGCUCACAAGCCCUCCAUUAUUACAGAUGAUCAUUUCCUCCACUCCUUUUCAUCCUCCCUGUUUUUCCUUGGAAGUACGUCAAGACGAAUGCCCCGCCCCCUGCACCUGUGGCCCCUCCCUUCAUCAGCACACACCAAUGGGAGACUACUCUGCUGGAACCCUAGUGAUAGUCAAGGAAACAGACUGUGUUUUUUUUUGUGAUGGGAAAUGUUUAAGGAACUUCUACUACAUUGAAGGAAGCACAUUUUAAAUACACGGACAAAUCCAUGAGCACAAAAUAAGGGAUUUUUAUAAGACUCACAAGGAGGAGGUAACUUCCAUUUUACGCCUUAAUGUUUUUAUUGUAUUGUGAGUUCAUUAGACACAUCAAUGUCUACAUCUACUGGACGAACUGCAGAAAUGUUCUUGAUCAAAAGGGUUCAGAGACUCCGAUGUGUAUUAGCUUCUGUUUUGGAUCCCUAUGAAAUGAACACAAUAAGCUAAGCUUUGAUGGGUCGUCCAGAAUGGAAGAGAUCCACAUGUGUAUGUUUUUAAUGUGAUGAACAUCUGUAUGGGAAUUAACCAAAGGAAUAAAUUACGUUAUAUAUUUUCUAA